Molecule: messenger RNA, 13990 nt
Organism: Caenorhabditis auriculariae
Lineage: Eukaryota; Metazoa; Nematoda; Chromadorea; Rhabditida; Rhabditidae
Source: the annotation of a GenBank genome assembly
AUGCGGAAAUUGAAGCAGCUGGCGGCUCCUCGGAUGAACGUUCAGAAAGCAAGGAAGGAAGCUUCGGAGAAGAUCUCUCGCCUUGACGUGAUAUUUCCGCUUUCCGGCUUGCCGCUUCUCCCAGGAGAAACCAAAGCAGUUCCCUCGUUCCUUUUAAAAGUCGUUUCCUUCCUUGUCAAUGGAAAGUCUCAAUGAGGAGGUUGAAGACAAAAAACUCGGAACAAAGAGGAAUUUCGAUAUAAUGAGAAUAUUGAACUGUUUUUCAUUUAAAAUGUUGAUAUUUAUCAUGCAGUUUUCUUUUUUCUGAAGUUCAAGAAUAAUCAAACAUAUAAUAAUUUGAAUUAAAAAGUAGGAUGUUUUUAUAAAAAAAUAAUUAAGCAGGGAAAGAUGUUUCACCACUGGAUUUUUCUAGCCUAUUUUUCUUUCUCUUACAACAAAUGAUUAAAAUUUCCUUUCUUCAAGAAUUCUUUAGUUACUGGGAAACUUAUUUUUUUAAUUUCUCAACAUUUUUCUUCUAUUCUAAUAUCAAGAUCAUCCGUUCAAUCUGAGAUUUGCAUUCCACUGCAAUUCAUUUCCUCCUCUCUACUUCAGGAGAAUUUAAAGAAGUCUCAAAUUAUUUUUUUCUUUGAAAUUAAUAGAAACUAUCUUUAUUCGCCGGUCGAUUGAUUCUGUCCUUCGAUUCCAAUAUUUACCAUUGAUUUAUGCUGAUUUUUUGCAGGCUCCAGUUCGUCUUCCGGCUGUUCGUCCACAUCGGCUGAAAUUUACGAACUGGCUGCGCACGCCGCACUCAUACAACGCCAACAGCAACUCUUGCAGCAAGGUCAGUGAAACUUUUGGACAGGUAUUCACGGAGAUCGGCUUUUUUUUGGAAAUGUAAUGAAAAAUUCAUAGAAAAUUACGUAAAUUCUUUUUUCUUCUCUUUUUUUAGCCAAUUGGAUCUUGGAAAAAAAAUGGAGCAUUUUGAUAAUAUUUUCGCCCCAGAGAAUUUUUCGAAGUUAUUGAAUCUUCUCGAAUUUUAAGAUCGCACAUUGUUCUGAAUUUCUCUUUUUUGUUGAACUACGAGGUGAAAAAAGAAGACGCUACCAGACAGAAAUUCUAUCGUUGAUAUCUGAAUUCCGUACCAAAUUCGUUUUUAAAGUGACUGGCUGAUUUCAGGCGUUACGGGACUCCCCAUACUGCCGGCUCCGGUUGACUUUGCGCACCAAGUUGCGCAGCAACAGCAGUUCCAGCAGUUGCAUCACCAGCUCCAGGGCAUCGUCCAUCACCAACAUCAUCACCAGCCUCAGCUCCGACCCGUCCAGCAGCAUCCCUUCGUCGGUGAGUCUUUUUUAUUUUCUUUUUCUCAAGAAGUAUCGAGACUUUUAUAUUCUUAAACAAUUGAACUGAAAAUUCUAUGAGACAUUAAUUUUUUUGGUAACUACCAUGACGAGAAUCGAACUUUAUGCCUUGUUCAAAAUGUUUCUUUGAAAUCCAAAAUAGUCGUCAAAGAAAGAAAAAAACACAGUUUUGAAUUUAGCGGGAUUUUUUGAACAUGGCAUUAAAAGAUAUCUUCAAAUACUACAAAAAUAUGAGCGAAAAAAUCAAUAAAAAUGACAACUGCAGCUUUGAAAGUAAUAAAUGAGAAUGAACUAAAAAUAACCUCUUUAUUUGAUCCUUAUCGACGCGUCUUUUUUGCCCGCCAAAAUUAGUUUUCAAAAAAAAGAUCAACCCGAUAUUUACUCCCCUAAUAGUUCAAACCGGUUCCUAACUACAUCUCAAACCAAACAACAAAAUUCAUAUAUUUAUUUGCUUUUGCAUUUGGAAAAGACCAAAGUUCUCAAAAGGAGCCAGGAUAAAUUAAUGCGACGCUCUCCAUCUUUGGUACUUUCUGUUGUUUGAAACGCGCCCCAUGGAUCAGUUUUUUGGUGUAUACUUUGCCGAUUUUUGCACGCUUAUUCUCGUUUGUUGUCUGGCCUGAAGAAAUGGCCAAAAUGUUUGUGUUUCCCUGGCAAAGGUUCGACAACAAGACCUUUUUCGCCAUCAGUUUGUGUUGAAAAAUUUUAUCCUGGUAGUUACAUAUGCCUCCUUUCAUUUCACGUUGCGGAAGGAGCGUUGGAGAACUAAUUCGAUGUUUAAAGUUCAAUUUCCUUUUCAGUACUUUUUUCAACUAAGUUCCUAAUCUUUCCAACUUUUUUUUUCGUUUUCAACCGUUAUUGAGUAUUUUUCGAUCACGUAAUUUCUUUCGCUUUACUUCGCCGUUAUUCUUUUAUCACGAAAAAUGUUCCCUCAAAAAAAUCUCGUAAUAUUUAGCUCCAAAUCGAAUAUAAUCGUCAUUUUAAAAAAAUGAUUUUUCCAAAUUUAAAAAAAGAAAUACAUCGAAACAUUAUCGGAACACGACAUUUCCGUCAUUCUGAAUUGUAGUUAUCAGCUGUUUCCAAUUUCGCGUCACAUUGACGCCUUCUACAACCUUUUUCACCUUUUUGGAUUGUUUUUUAUUCGACUGACACGCAAUUUUUGACGUUCCUCUCAAUCCGUGUUUACGUCACGUCUUAGCUUAUAGAAACGAAAUAAAUUAAGUGGAAUUCCUCGUUUCUGCGAGCGGAUUGACGUUGGCUUAGCUCAUUUCCUUCCAAAAAACACAUUGCGUCGAAUGAAUUACGUCCGGAACAUUUUUUGAUGUCUUGUUUUUGAUUUUUGAGAGAUAAGUUUUAAGGUAUUCUUCCAAAAGUUUUUGCCAUGGAAUUUUCGAAUUUUUUUCUUUUCUGGUUUUUCACUCUCCAUUUCAGAAACCAUGCUGUGAAUGUUUUUUCCGGAACCAGCUCAAAAAUUUGAAUUUGUAGCUGAGAAAGCUGGUAUAUAAUGUUUGGUUUUUGAAGUGAAAAUCUUUUUUUAAUAUAAUCUUGAGAAUGAAAUUUUUCAAAAAGCCUUUUUGUUACAGAAAAAGAAAAAAACUUUAGAAAAAAAAUGCAAAGAAAAUUGAUACUAAUCCGAAAUCAAAGGCUUUGAAUCGAUUUUUGUUGCUAUUUCAAAACAAAAAAACAUUUACUUAACUUUGAUGUUUUUUUCCGUGUGACUUUUUUGAUCCAGAUUGAACUCCAGUAUCUGAAACCAAGAUGAAUUUUAUUUCCUGCUGACUAAUCAAAGAGAUCAGAGUUCUCGUGCACCUCAGACAUUCUCGAGGACAUGCCAAAAGCUGAAAAUGGCAUAUCCGGAGGGAAAUUAGGAGAAAACCGAGCGACGCAAGUUCGCGUGACCUUUUUUGGUGCACCAGUUCCUUCGUUCCUCGGGUCUUCGCUCUUUUUUGAGUGGAAACAGAAAGAGAGCAUCUUUGAAACGAUGAUAUAUUCAUCAGCAAAAAAGCAAGAGAAAAGAUGAUACAACCAUUUUUGGAAAUGACGAAAAGCGUCAAUGCGAAAGUUGUGAUGAGAAUCUCCAGGGACGGUGAAUCUGGAUAGGAUUAAAGCGAAAAAAUAAAGAAAAGUUCCUGCUCUUCUCUCUUUUUCUUCCCAGUGAGAUGAAGCGUUCCCGGAGUUCCUCUCCUCCCAGCUUCCGCCUCUUUUUUUCUCUUUCACUGAGUGUUCUUUAGAGAUUGUGCCUUUUUUUUCGAAGCUUCCUCGUAGUUUUACAAAGUUCCGUAUUGCGAGAUUUGUAGGUUUAGGUUUCAGCUUAACAUAUCAAUAAAUUUAGUACUUAUCAUUUUGAUUUUUUAACGUAAAGUUGAAAAAGAAAUCUUUGGAAAAAAGAAAAAAAUAAAGGCAAGAAAAAAGAAAAAAAUAAAGGCAAAAGUUCAUGCUAAAAAAAACCGUUCUUAUUAAGACUUGCAGAGAAAAAUUUGUUCGAGCUCUUUAAUAUCUUUUCGCUUUAGAUUCUGUAGUACGCCGCCAUUUUAUGCAGUUUUCCUUGUCUUUUUUUGCCUUGAAAGGUUUUUUUUUUCAAAAUCAUACGUUUAGAUAUUAUUCAAAAAUAAUUUUUACUAAUCUUCAUUUUAAAAAAAUGUUGCUUCGAAAUGCAUAGCCUGCUCUAAAUAUUAUUAAAGCGUUCAAUCGUGGAGACGUUUUCCAUAAUAUGAAUUUUAUUUAAGAAAAGCUCUUAGCCAUCUUCGUAAAAUUCGAAAGCUCUAUUUUUUUCUCGCUGAGAAUUUUGGAUCUUCGUAUACAAAAUUUCGCGUGAGAAAAUUUCAACAAUUUUCGAAAAAUUUUGAACUUUUGCUGAACAGUGAUUGAACUCGAGGAAGUAGUUCAAAAGUAGUGAUCUCUACUCGUCGGCAAAGGACAAGGUUCGUUUGUCCUGAAAGGACGUGACGGCGGAGAGUGGGAGGAGCCGUUCGGCCUUCCUUCUCUUGGUGUCGUCUGUUGGAGCGUGUGUGCCAUUUGUCUCUCUUCCCUUUUUCGAGCCACGCCUUCUCCUUUCCAACCCCCUCAUUCUCGUCUCCGGAUUUUCCAUUUGAAUUCGGUUGCUGGUUUUACUUCUCAUUUUACUCGGGUUCCUUUCUGAUCUCAUCCGCUGCUCUCUCUUCUACGGUUCAAUCUUUAUUCCUAGUCCUCCAGGGACUUUGACGGUUGCGACGGACGACUUCCAGUACAACGCACAAGUGUAUCUAGCCAUGCGUGACUUGUUUUAUGGUACGGAUUUCCUUGAAGAAUAUUUUGUAAGAUUUGUGUUCUUGCGCGCGUGGGCUUCUUGUCGAAAUGUUUUAACGGGCUUUCUUUUUUGAGCUGCUUGUAAUCAUUAAUUUUUUUAUAUUAAUAUCAAAAAAACUUUUUUUGCUCUUUUAACGUUUACAGUUGUUUUUUUAACUUCUUAAACUCGCUCUUUUAUGAACGUAUUGAAAUUGAAUCGGAAAUUAAAACAAAAAAACAAGUUGGAGAAGAUUUGACUGGACUAGAAUCUGUUUUUUUCCAGAAUUGGUGUUUUUUUCAAUGUUUCCUUCAUUUUUUUGCACUUUUUUUCGAGGUCGAAAUGACGGAGUAUAAAAUUGUUUAAUUUUUAAUAAAUUGCGAGGUGCUAAAAAAAGUUUUUUUGAACCGCAGAAGAUUCCUUCAAGAUAGAAUAAUCAUAUUUUUUUAAAGAAAAAAAAAUUUUUUAUAUUAAAGAUUGUUAAUUUUUACAGCCCAUACUCAGCUUUUUUUCAAAACUAUUUGACAGAUUUUUCAAACUAAAAAAAGUUUUUGGAAAAAAAGGAAAUCUCAUAAUGAUCGAGUUCCUCAAAAAGAACGAAUCAGAAAAAAAUAAAAAAAUAUAAAAAAAUUCAAUGAUAAUGAAUUAAUUUUUUCUUGAUAACUGAUCGAUUCUGAAUCAGAAUAAUUUGCAGGUGACAUGGCUCUUGUAACGCAUCAAGCGCCCGUGGGCUCGGCGACCUGCUACGAAAAGAUGCAGAAGCCAGCUCCACAGCAGAUUCCUCAGCAGAUGCCGCAGGUACUUUUUUUUUUCCUUUUUUCUCUUUUGAAAAGUUCCAUUUGUAUGCGAUAAGAAGGUGCCGGCUCAGGCUUUCAUUGGUUAGUAUAGUAAAGUUUGCCCAAGUUUGCGUGUAAUUUGAACCUUUGCGGUCCUUCUCGGCGAGCACUUCCGUUGUACGAGAUGUGUUAUUUCCAAUUGUUCGGAGGGAUUUUCUUAGAGUUUCGAUUUGUAUUUUAUUAGUUUAUGCUUUGAAUAAGGCUAUUUCUGUGCUUUUUCAACGGCCGAUCUCACAAAUUGUUUAGUAUUAGAAUUAAAAAACAGUUGGAAAUAUUUUCGGAUUUUGAAAAUUUUUUAUGAACUCAUUGAUAAUUCUGUGCUUUUUUUCUGUGCCUCACAUACAAUGCUUUUGGUUUUUGUCCGGCUGUUUUUUUCUCUAAAACAUGCCUUUUCUAAGAUUUCUCCCUUUCAAACUCUGCAGAUAUUCAAUUUUUUUUCUCCAGCUGAAUGAGUUAAUUAGGUUCAGAAGUGUAGUGAAAAUUGACCCUGACAUGUUGACGGCCGCUUUUUUCCCUUGUUUUUUGUGUACGAAUUCCUUUUUUGCAUACAUCUGUGUUAUUUUUCCCGCCGUUCCACUAACAUGUGAGCUUUUUUUUUCGUGAAAUCAGCAGAUAUUUGAAGAAAAUGACUUUCAUGGAAGUCGUCGAGUCAACAGUUAUUCACGUGACAUUAAGCUCCGGGGCUUUUUGGGGAAAUUGAGGAUUAGAGGAAAUUUUCAACAGAUUUUUUGGAUUCUUAAAGAUUUCGGGGUAUAAUCUUGAAGUUGAAAAGAACCGAAAAAUGAGAAGUAGAGAUUUUUCGAAAAAGGAAGUAGAAUUGAAUAAAAAGUUGAAUCCUUUUGGAUGGCUUACAUUUAAUCCCUAUGCACUUUCUUCUCCCUUUCCCAAGUGAAUGUCUGAUCCAGUUGCUCUAUAGAAGAGCGCGGAAGGGACGCCUUAAGGGAUCGGUCUCGAGUCCAGCGGCUGCUGCCGUGGGUGUGUGUGCCGGCACAAGUACAAAUCCACUCUCUCCCCCUUUCUUUCGCCUUUUGUGCUGGUCGGAGAGUUCCUCAGUUCACGCGCCCUUCGGCCUGGUACGGCCGUCUGUGGAGGCCACCGCGAACUGUUUCUCAACCAAAUCAAACAAUUUUCGGCUUUUUCAAUGGGGAUUUUGAUUGGAAAUUCAGUAUUUUCUCGCUUCAUAUGGAGUCAUUCAAUCAAUUUUGAAAGAAGAAUACGUUUUUUGAAGCAACGUUUAUUUUCAAUCGUUUUAUUAGCGGGAUUUGACUUUCUGAGCGAAUUUAGGAAACCAGGCGAAAAUUUUUGACGAAAAUUUCAUUUUAUUUUGGAGUAAUUUCGUCCAACAACAAAAAAAAGCAUCAUCAUUAUAGAGGCCACUUUAGAUUUAAAUUAAAACAGUUUCCUACAAUCUGACGCAAUCCAAUCUCAAAGUUACAAUCGAUUUUUUAUAUUUAUUUUUUUUGAUAAGCCGAAAUUUUAAUCUCUUUUGUAUAAUCUGAGACAGUGGAAGUUGAGAAAAUGAAGCAAAAUAACCAGUCUUGUCUAGAACUAUAAAACGCUUUUUCACAGAAAUUUUCAGAUUUACAAAAGUUUUGAAACCGUAAGAUGCGUAUAGUAUAGUCCAGAAUUUGAAUAAAACCUUCUAUUCCUGAGGUUCACUUUUAAUUUUAACUUUUUUUAUUUGAUAUUUUUUUAUUCUAGCUAUUUUUAGCUCAGAUUAGCCUAGUCUAGCCGAAAGCCUUUCGCUAAAACACUUUCAAGAAAAAAAAAUCUAAGAAAAAACUGAAGACAAGGUGGUAUCUCAACAAAUGUAAAUACAAAUGGGCGCGAGAGCACAAACACAGAAGUUUUUGAACCAAAAGGUUUUGUUUGAAGAUCCCAGCCGUUACAUCACAGGCUUUCGAAUUUUUUUAUUGAUUUUUUUAAAGGUUUUUCAAAUUUUUUUAAAUCGGGAUUUUUCUCGUUUUUGAAAGCAAAAAAAGAUAAUAAAUAGGCACUAUCCUUCGAAAACUCCAUUAAAAUCUGUCUUAAGCUCCUUCAAAAAACACAACGAGUGUUUUUGACUAGACUAUACAUUUUUUCGUGAGAAUUGGCGCGCUUUUUGUUUGAAAAAGUUUAGAGUGAAGAGACACAGAGAAAAGGAACGUUUUGGUGGCGCCACCCGAGGAUAGCGCGAUUUCAGACGGCUGCUGCAAGUUCGUAAAAGUGGAUCCAGUGGAACAAAUGUCCUUUUGAUCCACUACUGAUCCAUCUGUUAACUCUUAUCAAAAUUUUGAAAAAAGUUUCUCUUAGUUUUUUUUUCGAUUUUUCAUUUUUCUCUUGAAUCAAGCUUCAUCUAGAUUUUUCAAAGACCUUGAAUAUUCUGGAUUUUUGGAAUCGCCGCUUCUGAUCUUGGCUCCUCCUACGAUAUUUCUGUCCACUUGGCAUCCAAAAAGAUGUUCAAUUUUUUUUCUCUUUCAUUCCUAACAAGGAAGGUAAUACAAUUUGGGCCUAUUUCUAAUUUCAAUCAUACUUUCGUGCUGUAAAUUCAGAAAAAGCUUAACAUUAAAGACAUAUUUUUGAGACUAUAGGCAUAAAUUGAAUGACCUCCCUUAUAAGUACCCACUUUUCGAACCGAAAUCACCUUGAAACGUAGUUUUUUGGUUACACUUUUCGAUAUUUACACAACCCUUUGGCUACGUGCCACACUAUUAAAAACGUCCCACGUGGGUCUUGUCUGUGUUUUAUUCGGAACGAAAAAGAAAUACACGCGCCGAAAAGCACCACGUGACUUCUCGUGCCAUUCCCUCACACGUCUUUUUUUUUCUUUUCGAGACUGGUUUCAUCUGGAGCCAGUUGUUGAGGUCGUGUUCUAGAUGCCUUUCUCCAACUUCCACUGUACUUUUUUUUCCUUUAAAAGUUAGGUUUUCUUGUUCGAAAUUCGGUUCGAAAAGUCGGAUUUUUUCUUUCUGUUUUUUUUUCUGUCAGUCUUUAUCAACAUAAGUGUUGAUUUUCAAGUUGUUUCAAAAGUUAUAAACAUUUAUUUAAGUUUAAUUUUUUCGUUCAGUCUACACAACUAUCUUGGAAGUUUUUUCAAAUUCAACUUUUCUGAACGGUUCUAAUCAAAUCUCUUAUCAAAUCCUCUUUCCUUUUUGACAUCGUUGAACUGGCCGAAAAUGUCGUUGAAAGUGCGCUCUAUCGAUACGCUCCUUGUUUUUACGUCGACUACUCAAUUUAUCAGCAGAGGCCAGCCAGUACAAUUGAUACGUGAGAAACAGCGGCGCUAUUUCAACGCGUCCAAUGGAACACAACGUGGCUGAUUUUAUGCUGUAAAGAAUCCCCGACUGGACUUUUUCCCCCAUUGUUAUUGUUGUAUUAUAUUCUGUUACUCUACUUGUACAUUCUUUGUAAAUCACCCCAUUUUUUGACCCGAGGAAUGACCAUAUUCCUAGCCCUUUUGGAGAACUUUGUCGAGUACCUCCGUAAGAUUAUUUGGGUGAGUUUUUGAGCAUACAAAUGGGAUUUUCAGUUGACUUUCUUUAAUUUUUUUGGAAAUAUCAGGCUAAAUGAGCAUUUUCAGGCGGCUCAUGUUUCUUCCAACGCUAUUUUGGCGGCGGCUCAGCCUUUUUAUCCUCCCCCCGUCCAAGACGCUCAGCCGGAUCGGCCUAUUGGUUAUGGCGCAUUCGGUGUUGUUUGGUUUGUUUUUAUAACUUUCAAAUUUGAAAUCAACUUCUUCUAGUCAUUUUAGUGGUCUCAAGGUCAAGGUCAAGCUUUAAAUUCUACAGAAGAAUAAUCAUUUUUUUCCUUCUUUUUUUCUGCCAUUAAUAAAUUUUUUUCACCUUUUUUUGCAAACUUUUUUUGCUUUUUUUCGAGUUGAAACCUGUUUUUUUCCAACAGUAAAACUGCUAGAAAAACCUCAAAAAGUAUUUUUUUAAAUUGCUUCUGAUGGUUUUUAUUUUUUUAAAAAAACUGUAUUUUUAUCGAAGUUAUUUUUUUACUGUUUCAGGUCGGUGACAGAUCCCCGAAGCGGCAAGCGGAUAGCCCUGAAAAAAAGAUGCCCAACGUCUUCCAGAACGUCGCCUCGUGCAAACGCGUCUUCAGAGAAAUCCGCAUGCUCGCCUCCUUCCACCACGAUAACGUUCGUCCACCUUUCUCAGAAAAAUAAAUAACCAUUCUGAAAUUCAUAAUAUACCUCCAAAAAAUGAUUAUUUCUUUUUUCAUCAGCAGCUGAAACUCGAUGUUAACAAGCAAAUUUGCAGGUUCUAUCCCUCCUCGACAUUCUCCAACCUCCAAACCCGCACUUUUUCCAAGAACUGUGAGUUUUUCCUCCAUUUUACGAACAGUACAUGCGAAGCUGAGCGCUUUCCCUAUUAUUUGGCGACGCUUUUUGAUGUCUCUCUCAUAUUUGCUCAGUCUAUAGUCUGGUCAUUCUUGUUUUUCAUCAGCACCUUUCGGGAGAGAAGUCCUCAAGUUUUUUGCGGUUUCGGGGUCGUGAGGACGUUCAAGAGAAGCUAGUUGGAAUUUUUUGAGACUAACAUCAAUAUUGAGUUUCAAAGUAGUACUCGUUCGGGGAACUUCAAAUCAUUAGAAUCUACAAUUGAAAGUGUUUUCAGAAGUUACCCCUUUAUUUUCUCAUAAAGAGACAUUUUGAACGUCAAAAUUGAUUAGCGUGAUCUUUUUCGCCUUGAAAAUAGGUUCGAAAAUCAAAAGUUCUACAGUUUUUACAGUAAACCCUUUUGAGAGAAUUCGGAACAACUUUCCCCGUGUUAUUUAUUGUACAUUACAAAGCAGCGAAGACUGGUUUUUCUGUUCGAUCUUUCGCCAAAGUGUUUCGAUCACCCCAUUUCUUCCAAAUCUCACAAAGAUUCAAUUGGAUGAGAGUGAGAAAUACGAGAUUUGGGACAAGGUUACGAAAGGAGAGUGACAUUUUAUGAAAAUUUCACUUUUUCGUCGAAUUCCAGACUUUCUCUCUUGUUUUCCUGCUCCUGAGGGAUCGUAUAUCUAUUUCCGGAUCUCAUAAUUAAGAAAAGAGUCCUUUGGACAUAGUGAGAGGCCAAGUAAUUCCAUAAAAUGCGUCGAAUGGUUGAUUAUGACCUUAGGUGCAAAGAGGCGGAUGGCACCGACAGCACCUGUCUACUCGUUCCUUUUUCUUUUUUUUUUGGUUUGGGUUUUGAAGGACGGCGGUUGGGAUUUUUGAAGAUUUGAACAGUUGAAUCAGGAUGGUUCGUGUUCGAAAUAUUAAAGCAGCUCUUGAAAUGAACUUUGAAAAUAAACUUAAAAUCAUUAAAAUAACGAGAAAAGGAGAACUGAUCGGAAUAAAUCAUCUUUAAAUCAUGGUUAUAUUUUUGGUUACUGCAGUGUUUGAGCGUAAUAUCAUUUUUUCAAGGUACUCGAAAAUCGAAGAUUUCUUCAAAUUUAUAAUUUUUCAUUUUUCGAAUUAGAACGCAAAAGACAACAAAAAAUAAUUUAACAACAUUUUUCCUAGAAAAAAAAAAAAAAAUCGUUUUUUUUGUUUCUAAUUUUCCAAAUUUUUAGAUAAUCUUGAUGAUUUCUCAAUUUCAAAUUUGGGUAUAGACAAAAAGAGCCUUGAACCGGUGGCCGAGUACCAUGAUGUCUGGGUGGCACGCGCGUUGGAGUUUUUUCGGAGGUGAUGGCCUCGAGUAUUUUUGCGCAGGGCCAGUGACCUCAGACCUCCCUCAAAUAUCAUCUGCUAGGGCGAAUGGCACCUCGGCCUCCUCUCGAAGGAACGCCGUGUCACCCUGGAACACCGAGGCACCGCGACCUGAACCGCCAAAAACAAUAACAAACUAGUGUGUCCUUGUCCUACCGGGGAUUUUUAACUUAAUUAUCGCCCUAAUGAGUUGUUUUCCCGGGAGUUAUUGAACAUCGAAAUCGAUUGAGACAGAAGAAUUAGCCUCACUUUUUCGCGUAUUGGCUCGAAUUCGAGCCUCUUCUGCCCAUUUUGAAGAGUUUUGGGCAGUUUGAAAGGCGCUGUAACGAGUUUGACCAUGGCAUCGUAUAUCAUUGUUUAAAAUGAAGCCGUUAAGUGUAAAGUCUCAGUCUUGGCAUGUGCUUUGAACCAAAUGAUCUGGUGGGAUCUUCAGAGGAAAACUCUUUUCAGAAAAAUUGAUUAGAAGAACAGAAAGUUCAAUAAUGAUAUUCCAGGUACGUGCUGACGGAGUUGAUGCAGAGCGACCUGCACAAAAUUAUCGUUUCGCCGCAGUCGCUGACCAUCGACCACGUCAAGGUCUUCGUCUACCAGAUCCUAAGAGGUUCGAUUUUGUGAUGGAAAGAGUGAUUUCUGAAAGGUUUUUUUUUGGGUAUGAUUCGUUCAAUCGUCCGAUAUCCAUCAUGUGCCAUUCUAAUAUCUAUUCUUUAUGAAAAUCCCUCUCGAAAUAAGAGACUUUUACUGAAAGAAGUAAUUUUCAGGACUGAAGUACCUUCACUCGGCGAACAUCCUCCACCGAGACAUCAAGCCAGGAAAUCUUCUGGUCAACAGCAACUGCAUCUUGAAGAUCUGCGACUUCGGCCUGGCCAGAAUGUGGGAUCCGAGGGAACGGCAGAACAUGACCCACGAGGUCGUCACUCAGUACUAUCGAGCUCCGGAACUUCUCAUGGGCGCUCGACGGUUCGUCUUUUUCUCAUUUAAGGGUUAUCUAGGGAGUGGAGAACAAAAAAAAUCAUAUUCAUUUAUUUUUUUCCAAACAAAGUAUAGAAUCUGAAGUUAAAUGUUACAGGUACACGGCCGCCGUAGAUAUCUGGUCCGUCGGAUGCAUCUUUGCUGAACUUUUGCAAAGAAAAAUCCUGUUCCAAGCCACCGGGCCAAUUGAGCAGGUUUGUGCCUUCCCGAAAAAAACCAAUUUAUAGAGAAAAAAAUUGAAAAAAUUAUCAAAAUUCUCUCAGAAAAGUAAGUUUUUGAACAAUCUGAACUUGAUGUAGAAGAAAGUUUUUAUUGGUUAGAACACUUUUUUUUUUCGCAAUUUUUGACUUCGCCGCUAUUUUGAAUAUUUCGUUUAUGCAUUCCUCAACUAAAAUCGAAAAAAUUUCAUUUUUUAAUUAAAUCCUUUUCAGCUCCAACUUAUCAUUGACCUUCUCGGCACCCCGGCUCCAGAUUCGAUGAAAUACGCCUGCGAAGGAGCUCGAAACCACGUUAUGCGUUCCCCGCCAAGGCCCAACAACUUGAGCAGGUUUUCGGAAUUUUUAAGUUUCCUGAAACAAUUUCCAUUUCAGCCUCUACCGCCUCUCACCUCAUAUCACUGACGAGGCCGUCGAUUUGCUCAUCAAAUUGUUGCAGUUCGACCCGGUAAGAUUUAUGUCUAUUUCACCAGUUUUUACAGUCUUUGAAAUAUCCUUACCAAUCAUUUGUCGAUCGAAAAAGCUUUUAAAUUUUCAAAAUUGUUAAUUUUUCUAUGUCAGCUCCUGAAUAAUAGUUUAUUGACGGAUCAGUGUGAACCCUAAAGAACUCACUUAGGUCUAAACUUUCGAGAAGUUACAACAUCACUUGAUUUUGCGAGGAACAGAUGAGAAAACUCACUGAAUGGUAGAUUGACCGUCAGUUUUAUGAUGACUGGGGUGGUGGAUUGCUCCUCACAAAGAUAGAUAAAUGAGGAGAUUGAUAUCUUUUUGUUCUUGCAGGAUCGCCGAAUCACGGUGAACGAGGCGCUGGACCAUUCCUACCUGAAGGACGGCCGCAUGAGAUUCCACUCCUGCAUGUGCUCCUGCUGCUACACCAAGCCGAACUGCGCCUCGCGGCUUUUCGCUGUUGAUCUGGAUCCCUCGGUGAGCCAGUUCAACUUCACAGAAAGCUAUUAGAAUGUCAUAAGCUUUUGUUUAGAAAUAUUUUUCAUUUUUCCUCCAUAAUUUAUAUCUGAACUAAUAGACGUGGGUGAAAUUGGUUUUAGGCUGUAUUUAUAGCGUCUUAUGAUAACUAACUUUUAAUCUUGUUUGAAAAAAUAAUACUUCAAAGUUUGAAAAAAACCAUUUAUUGGGCUUUUUUUAAAAAUUAUUUUGUUCUCAGAUUAUGGCUUUUUUUGAAAAUUCCUGAUAUGGUAUUUGGAGGUUCCGAAACCUUGAGAAUUGCAUAAUCCCUCAAAACUUUACAGUAAAAAUGUUUCAAACGGGUUAUAGUUUAAACUUGACCUUUUUCUAUUAUGUCAGCGAUACCGAUUCUUUUUUUUCGUUUCAAAUCAAUAAAAUGGCAAAUUUGCAGUUCCAACACGAGCAGCCGUUCGAUCCGAAGUGGGAGAAGGACAUUUCCCGACUUUCCAUGUUCGAACUCCGCGACCGGAUGUUCAAGUUCGUGACAGAGCGACCGCCUCUCUACGGAAUCCCCCUGACGAUCAAUCCGCAGUCUGCCGCCUACAAGAACUUCGCCAGGUUGGUUUUUACUUGAUUAUGAUUUUUAGAUUUCUCUGUACAUCAUCUGAAAGUUUUCAAAAUAUAUUUUUUUUGUAGUUUCCAUACUGGACUUUGAUGUGUUUUUUCUUGACAAUCCUUAACUUUCACCUAUUUUUUCUCUUUUCAGCUCAUCAGUGGCGCAAGCAUCCGAACUGCCGCCCUCGCCCACCGCUUGGAGCUAA